CGGAGGCGAAGCGGCGGCCCCUCCCCCGGCGGCCGCUCCGGCUGGGGCUCGCCGGCCGGAGAGUUUCGCACCCGGCUGGGAGAUGCCGCGCGGGCUCCUUCUCCUCGCAGAUUUGCAGCCAACAUAAUGCUGAAGCUCCCAACUUGGAACAAGGAUUUCACAGAAUGGCACAGACAGAACCUAACCUGGACCAUGACAUAUCAUGGUUCCUCCUUCCAUCAUGCUGGGCUAAGACUGUUGUGGCAUUAAUUUCCUUCCUCUGCUUUGCUAACAGCUAUGAUGGAGAUUUUGUCUUUGAUGAUUCUGAAGCCAUCAUCAAUAAUAAGGACCUCAGGGCAGAAACCCCACUUGGUGACCUGUGGCAUCAUGACUUUUGGGGUAGCAAACUCAGCAGCAAUACCAGUCAUAAGUCGUAUCGACCACUUACUGUCCUAACUUUCAGAAUUAAUUAUCUUUUUGCUGGAGGCUUCUACCCAGUUGGUUUCCAUGUCAUCAAUAUCAUACUGCAUUGUACUAUCUCAGUGUUGAUGGUUGAUGUGUUCUCAAUAUUAUUGGGUGGAUUGCAAUUCACUAAUAAAGGAAGAAGACUAAACCUGGCUCCAAAGACAUCUCUUCUAGCUGCUUUGCUGUUUGCUGUACAUCCAGUGCACACUGAAUGUGUUGCAGGGAUUGUUGGCAGAGCAGAUCUACUGUGUGCCCUGUUCUUUUUGUUGUCAUUCCUUGGCUACUGUAAAGCGUUUAGAGAAAAUAAGGAAGGACAUAAUUUUUCUGUAUUCUGGGUGCUGGUGAGUGUUCUCCUAGGUGCAAUAGCCAUGCUGUGCAAAGAGCAAGGAAUUACAAUACUGGGUUUGAAUGCAGUGUUUGAUGCACUGGUGAUUAACAAGUUAAAUAUUUUGGAGUUCAUUCAAAAAUUACUACGUAAGGACAAGUUAAUGGAGAGUGCUGGUCUGCUAAGAAAGGGGCUGCUUUUCAGAAUAACUCUUCUGAUGUCUGGAGGGGCUGGUAUACUUUAUAUACGCUGGAGGAUUAUGGGCACAGGGCCACCAGCUUUUACUGAAGUAGACAAUCCAGCUUCAUUUGCAGAUAGUUUGUUUGUGAGAGCUAUAAACUAUAAUUACUACUAUUCGCUGAAUGCAUGGUUGCUGUUGUGUCCCUGGUGGCUGUGCUUUGAUUGGUCAAUGGGUUGCAUACCCCUCAUUAAAUCCGUCAGUGACUGGAGGAUAAUUGCACUAGCAGCACUUUGGUUCUGCCUAAUUGGCCUGAUAUGCCAAGCUCUGUGCUCAGAAGACAGCUAUAAGAGAAGAAUUCUUACACUGGGACUUGGAUUUCUUAUUAUCCCUUUUCUUCCUGCAAGCAACCUAUUCUUCCGUGUAGGAUUUGUUGUUGCAGAGAGAGUCAUCUACCUCCCCAGUAUUGGCUAUUGCAUUCUGUUUACAUAUGGAUUUAGUCUCUUGAGUAAGCAAGCCAAGAAAAAGAAAAUUCUUGCUGUGGCAGUACUUGGAAUCUUACUGAUGAACAUUAUGCGCUGUGCACUCCGCAGCAGUCAGUGGAGGUCAGAAGAACAGCUUUUUAGGAGUGCACUGUCUGUAUGCCCUCUCAAUGCAAAAGUACACUACAACGUUGGCAAAAACCUGGCUGACAAAGGAAAUCAAAGCGCUGCAAUCAAAUACUACAGAGAAGCUGUAAGGCUGAACCCUAAAUACGUACAUGCCAUGAACAACCUUGGAAAUAUUCUGAAGGAAAGAAAUGAACUCCAAGAAGCAGAAGAGUUGCUGUCCUUAGCUGUACAAAUACAACCUGAUUUUGCUGCUGCAUGGAUGAAUCUGGGAAUAGUACAGAACAGCUUAAGAAGGUUUGAAGAGGCAGAGCAAAGCUACUGGACAGCAAUUAAACACAGAAAAAAGUACCCAGAUUGUUACUACAAUUUAGGGCGGUUGUAUGCGGAUUUGAAUCGCCAUAUAGAUGCAUUGAAUGCUUGGAGGAAUGCUACAGUUCUGAAACCAGAGCAUAGUUUGGCUUGGAACAAUAUGAUUAUAUUGCUUGAUAACACAGGCAAUCUAGCUCAAGCAGAGGCAGUUGGAAGAGAGGCCCUGGAGUUAAUACCUAAUGAUCAUUCCCUUAUGUUUUCUCUGGCAAAUGUACUGGGGAAAUCACAAAAAUAUAAGAAACUAAAAUGAAAAUCUUCUAAAAUGAAGAUACUACAGAUUCUCUAAUCCUGGAUUGAAGAUAGGAUACCUGGAUAAUCCCAGAAUAUUAUGAGAAAUUCAUACACUUUCUCUUGGGUACAAUUGGCCUGCUAAGCAGUGGUACUUCAACAUUAACUACUCAUAUUUACGAGUUGUGAAUGUAAUGCAGCUGGGGACAGAACUAUUUUCCUAAAGAAAGUGUAUGAGCAUCUGAAGACUACAUCACGUAUAGCUAAUAUAUUCAUUUGCUUUAAUGGACUCUGUAGGCACUAAUGUAUGUAAACAAUAACAAGAUUUUGAUAGUCCUGAGGAAAAAAAGAUGUCAUUUGCUGAACCAUGAGUUUUGGGGGUUUUGAUGGCUUUUUGAUACAUUGUAAUGUUAAUAGUGCAGAAGGAACAGCCUCGGUGUAAGAGAAGAAAGAUUUUAUGAUGUCAAACUUCUUAGAAUUUUUUAUUUUUUUUUUUUUUUCACCAAUUACUGUGUCUGAAUUCCACAGUUGUAUUCAGCUGUAGAGUGAUGACUUGUCCACUUGUGAAGCCAAGGCCUGUGACAGCCCAACACUUUUGUUUAUGUUGAUGGUGCUGUUAUACAUCACAUGACUGUUGCUCUAGACUGGCUGUUUCAUUUUUUGUAUAUUCUAUUAUUCCUCUCUUUCUACCUUGAAGCUGUCAUAAAAUAUGUUUUCAGGUUACUUUAACUAUGUUCUUGAAGAAUACAAAUUAACACCCAGAAUGUAUAAGGAGUAACAUUAUGGAGGAGUUAAUUGCUAGUAUUACUUAGAUGAAUCACGAGUGUGAAAGAACAGAGGAUUGUACAGUUAUUUAACGAGGGUAAUAUGCAGCCUGACAGAAUAAAAAACGUUUAUAAUGAAGUAAGCAGAAAAAAUAUGUGGAAAACUUGCUAGGAAACAUUCUUUGAGUGUAGAAGAAACAAGUUUGCCUUAGAAAAUUAAAAAGGAGGUAAUGCUGUUCAGUUCUGAGAGGUCAUUAUGCUGCAGGGGAAUGCAUUGGGCAACAUGGGAAUAGUUGUAGAGGAAAAUAAAGCUCUCAAGCCAGAAUCCUGAAUAAAGCAAAAGAGCCUAGGAAAGAAAUCAGAGAGCCAGUGAGAGUUUUAAUAUUUCUUUAGGGAGCAGUAGGUUUGUGUAGAGCAAAUGAUAAAGCCUAACUUGAGGUUGAUUGGUUAUAACAGGAAGAGCAAAUUAAGGGAAUUGGAAAGUGGACUUAGUUAGAAAAGGAGAUAAUGACAGCAGCAGCUGUAUUUUGCAUGGCCUGGAAAAAGGAGAUAGAGCAUGUUUGUUUGUUUUUUAAGUGGGAGAAAAAAUGUUGAUUAAAAAAAAGUAUGGGAAAUUGAUUUCUUGCCCACCCUCUGAACAUGUAAAAACAGAGAGAAAAGGAUGGUUCUUUAAGGAUAUUUAUUGAGUUGGGAGGAGUGAGGAAGACGUGGGAUAGAGGCUGUCAAGGUGAUGGAGGUAACUGGCAGAGGGCUGCCUGGCUGCAUCUGUUCUGUUGUAUAACCUCAGGCAUUUCAUUUAUUUGCUUUUUAUGUUUCUGUGUAAAAGUUGAUGCUACACUGGCUCUGUCGCCAUAAAAUAAGAUUUGUUUUGGGGUGGGUUUUGUUCUUUUGACGUUUUAUUUAUGGUUGGGUGGUUGGUUUGGGGUAGUUAUUUUAAAAGGCACUGAGUCAAAAAGAUUUUAUUAUGUUAUCAGAGAUUCCCUUCAAAUAAUUUGGAUGUUUUCCUUUGGUUUUAAGUGCAUUUUGAUUUUCAGCAGGAGAUGAAUUUCCCAAGCAACCCCCAAAAAGUCCUCCAACCCUUUACGAUUUGUUUGUAUCUAUUCAUGAAUGAUUUAUUAUUCCAGAAACAAAAGCGCAUAAAAGAUUACCUGUUGUGGAGUUGUUGUGUUUUGUUGUUGGUUUUUGUUUGUUUGUUUGUUUGUUUUUAAUUAACAUCUGUUAUACCAGUAUAGACUUCUCACUUAAAUACUUGUUCUUGUUGCAAUGGACAAAGAAUUAAGCUAUCUUUUAGUUCUUUGAAAAUAUAUAUGCUGUGUUUUUGUUAUGUAUACAUCCACAUUUUUUUUCUGUAAGAAGUACAACAAAUUAGAAACAUUCAGCAUUUUUUUCUUAUAUUUGAAAUGAAGCCAGACUACAGCUCUGUACUGUGGGCUUGGCAGCAGAUGGAAUGCAGUGUGGUUUCCCGAAGCCUUCACUAUAUGCAGCGUGCAAGGUUUCCUGACAACGCUUAAUUUAAAGAUUUGGCAAGACAGAGUAAUUUGAAGUAUCACCGGAUGUACUGGAAUGUAUAUUUACUCUAUACAUCUGCAAUAAUAUGAAAGUGAUUCACCUUCAAUAGUCUUUAAUGAGACAGUAUGCUUCUACUAACUGCUGAGCAAAGCAGUGGCAAUGAAAAUGUUUUCAGUGUGUGGUUGAAGAUGUAUGGUAAUGAGAGUCAGCUCUGAUCGUGUAUUUCAAUGUAUUUUCUUGGAACACAUUGCACAUAUUGCCCUAUCUUAUUUCAGCAGUGAAAACAGUAAGCCUUUCUAGUUCUCCUUUGUGUAGAUGACAACAUUUAGCCAUAAAAGUGAAUUAACUGGACAGCACAUCUUUCAGAGUGUUGUUACUCUGCUUGAUGAAGAAAGCAGAGAUUUACUUAUUUACUUAAACUGAAAUACUAGAAUUUGCAGUGGAAAAAAUUACAAGCUGUAGGAUUUCUGACUACUACACGCUUUCAAGAGCCAUUCUGUUGUUGAUGUAUAGGUUUGUGUGGCUAUAUGUAAAAAGAUUAUCUUGCAACACCACAGGAUCUGCCAGAGGUUUGAGUACUGGGAUAUUUCUCAGGUGACUCAGUUAGAAUCAUAGGACAAUUUUUUCACACAGAGGGAGGUGAUGCACUAGAACAGGUUGCCCAGGGAUGUUGUGGAUGCCCCAUCCCUGGAGGCAUUAGAAAUCAGGUCAGGCUGGAUGGAUGUGGCUCUGGGCAGCCUGGUCUAAUGGUUGGCAGCCCUGCACCAUAGCAGGUUGGAUUGAAACUAGAUAAUCGUUUUUGUCCUUUUCACCCAGGCCAUUCUAUGAUUCUGUGAUUAACAAUUUUGAAUGUAAGGGACAUCUAGAGUCAUCCAGUCCAAUCCCUGACCAAACCAUGGACAGUGGCCAGUUGAGUCUUGAAUAUCUUUAAAACCUCUCCAGGCAACACCUUCCAGUGCUUGACCACCUUCAUGGUUAAAAAACAAACAUACAAACAGAAAAGGUGUUUCCUUUUAUCUAAGUGAAAUUUCACAUUAAUUUUCUUUGUCUCUUGUCCUGUUGUGAGAAUAGUCUGGCUCCAUUUCUUGUGCGUUCUCUGCCCAGGUAGUUGUGGAUAGCAAUAAGGUCUCCCAUUCAUCUUCUCUUCUGAACGGUGGAGGGUGCCAGAGGAGAUACUGAGUCCUGCACCUGGGAGGAACAAAUUCAAGCACCAGUACAUGCUGUGGGUCACCCAGCGAAAAAGAAGUUCUGCAGAAAAGGACAGGGGGAUCCUGGCAACUGACGCCAAGCUGAGCAUGGAGCAAGCAGAGUGUCCUUGUGGCAAAGAAGGCUGAGAAUGUCCUGAGUUGCAUUAGGCAAAGUAUUGCUAGCAUGUCAAGGGAGGUGAUCCUUUCCCACUGUUCAAUACUGGGAGGCCGCAUCUGAGUACUGUGCCGAGUUCUGGACUAACCAAUACAAGGGGGACGUGAACAUAGUGGAGAGAGUUUGACAAAAGUCCAUGAAGGUGAUUAAGGGACUGGAGCAUCUCUAAUUUAAGGAAAGACUACGAGAUGGAACUGCUCAACCCAGAGGAGAGGGGACUCAGAGGAGAUCUCAUCAGUAUCUGUAAAUACUCAAAGGGAGGGUGCACAGAGGAUGGAGCCAGGCUCUUUUUAGUGGUGCCCAGUGCCAGAAGAACAUGCAAGGAUCAUAAGCUGGAGGACAGGAGGUUCCCUCUGAGCACUAGGCAGUGCUUGCAUGCUGUAUGGGUGACAAGAGAACUGGCACAGGUUGCCCACAGAGGCAGUGCAGUCUCCUCCUUGGAGAUCUCCAAAAGCCAUCUGCCUGGGGACUUGGGGACCCUGCUCUGAGUGGUGCUGGUGGAACAGGGGUUGGGCCACAGGGACCAAACCAACUGCAGAGAUCAUAUGAUUCCUGCCAUUCUAUUUCUCCAUUCAGUCCAGAUCUGAGUGAUAGCCUUCCCUCCCAGUGUACUGACCACUUCCUUCAAUUAGGUGCUGCUUCUGAAAAGUUUCUGAUAAUGCAUUAUCAUUAUCACCCAAAUCAUUAACAAAGUAUUAAAACACUGUGAGUCUCAGAGGCCAAUAUAUCUUGGCACUUUAAUAGUCAGCAUAUGAGGAUGCUAGAGCAGCUGCUUAUGCCUGGGAAAAGCAAUGCCAAAACUUGCACAUACCUUAGGCAAGUUUGUGCCUUAAGGCAGAAGACUACUACAUGGAGGAAAUUUUGUCUCUAGAUGUUUUGCACUGAAAAUAAAUGAGCAACUUUCCCUAAAAGAGCAUAGCACAGAAUCUAUGUGAAAUUGCGUCUUCUGAAAAUAUCUAAACUUGCAUGUGAGUAAAUGUGGAUUGAGGGGUGUCUUUCUAAACUUCUUCAGGAAAUAUGUUCUGUGUUUAUAUCAGCAGUUGGUAUGGUAAAGCAAAAAUGUUGAAUUGUGAAAUUAAUGUAGCAAAAGUUGCACCUCUGAAUAUUUGGUGAGAGUUCAGCUUUUCUAAGAAGUACUCAGACAUCAACAGUUCUAAGAGCUCACAUACUGCAUCUUGGUAUAUGGAAAAAAUAGCUUGCAAGAAAUGUGAAGAAUGCUUCACUUGGUUUGAUUUUUAAAUGACAGACACUCAGUUAUUCUUCAUUAAGAACCAUCUUGAAACAUCUGUUUGAAAGAGUUUUACUGGAAUGCUUGCAUUUUAAAUGGUGAAAAUUGUGUUAAAGGGGAAGAUGUCCAAAAGCAGUUUUCUCAGAUACUGUACUAUAUUAUGCUUGCCUUAACUGAAACUUGAGCAAGUGAUGUAAUUAAACCACUUUUACAGACUUCACUAAUGCUAAAUAGCUCCCAGUUAAAAUAAUGUGAAGCUGCAAAAUCUUGGCACAUAUUUGUGCCAUUGUUACUUCUCUUUCCAGAGGCUACAGCCAUUUUAACUACAGGAUUAUGCAAGCUUAGAUUAUACAUAUUGUGGAAUCACAUAGAUAUAGUUGGUGUUUGAGAUCUCCUUCAAUUACAAUUUUGAGUAUAUUUUGCUUUAUUUUACAUACUGCAAGUGUCGACUGCUCUGUUGACUUGUUCUUCUAAAUUAUUCAGGAAUCUGAAGCUUUGUUCCUCAAGGCAAUUAAAGCCAAUCCAAAUGCUGCC
Molecule: messenger RNA, 7552 nt
Organism: Lagopus muta (rock ptarmigan)
Lineage: Eukaryota; Metazoa; Chordata; Aves; Galliformes; Phasianidae
Gene: TMTC4
Product: transmembrane O-mannosyltransferase targeting cadherins 4
Exons: 17
Coding region: 165-2177 (670 amino acids)
Biological process (GO): protein O-linked glycosylation via mannose; endoplasmic reticulum unfolded protein response
Cellular component (GO): endoplasmic reticulum
Molecular function (GO): mannosyltransferase activity; protein binding
Source: RefSeq, a predicted model, not a curated record